Molecule: messenger RNA, 930 nt
Organism: Yamadazyma jaroonii
Lineage: Eukaryota; Fungi; Ascomycota; Pichiomycetes; Serinales; Debaryomycetaceae
Source: the annotation of a GenBank genome assembly
AUGGACUUCACUAAUCUUCCUCCAACAGAACCUUUUGAACAACUAAGGUCUAAGUCUUGUCAGUUUUACUUAUUUGGACUCCAUUUAGGUAAGUCUAAAGCCCCGUUAUUAUGUAACACCAUCUUCAAACAGUUGGGUAUUAACUGGAAUUAUCAGAUCGAAGAGACCGAUCAAAAAUCCAAAUUCCAUGAAAGAUUUGCUUCCGAUAACGUUAUAGGUAGUGCUGUGACCAUGCCUAACAAAGUUGCUUUUCUCAGUGAAGUGGACCAUACUGAUGAAAUCGGUACUGGGGUAGGGGCCAUAAAUACCGUUUAUACCAGAUUAUCUCCUACAGGUGAAAAAUUGAAAAUUGGUACCAAUACUGAUACUGUAGGUAUUAAAGAAUCAUUUUUACAAACCGAAGCAGUUGAAAUCGCCAACCUGAAUAACGGUGCCCCAGGUUUGGUGUAUGGUGGUGGGGGAGCCUCGCGGUCUGCAGUUUAUGCUCUUUAUAAGUUCUUUGGCUGCAAACAAGUAUACAUUAUCAACAGAGAUAAAGGAGAAAUCAAUGAUUUGAAAGCUUCAAUGAAUCAGUCAGCUCCUUAUAUUGAUAUAGUCCACAUUGAGACUCCAGAACAAGCAAACAACUGUGGUCAACCCAAAUUAGCUGUUCUUUGUGUACCCAAUUUUUCCCCUUCUACACCAUCUGAGAUACUUGCUAAAGAGACAUUAUCAGUAUUUAUGAAUAGAUCCACUGGAGCUGUGCUUGAGAUGUGUUAUAACCCGGUUGUAGUGACAGAGUUAUACAAAGAGUUUGAAGCUAGUGGUUGGAUAGUGAUCUCAGGUAUUACUGCCAUGAUCUAUCAAGGACUCACUCAAAUUUCUUUGUGGAGUGGCUACAGUAUAAAGGAACUUCCUUUGGAAGAAGCCAUGGCUGCUGUUUCACAGUAG